This is a messenger RNA of Drosophila navojoa, 1047 nucleotides long. RefSeq lists its product as uncharacterized. The record is from RefSeq and is a predicted model, not a curated record. NCBI's taxonomy places the organism in Eukaryota, Metazoa, Arthropoda, Insecta, Diptera, Drosophilidae.
GUCGCAGAUAACAAAAAAGUACAAAAUGAGUCCGUACAACCAAAACCAAAUCAAAAAGAUAAAGAUCAUGUUGCAGGUAUGUUAGAUAAUAGAGGAGAGAAGGGAUUGGAAAAGAAAAAGUCCAGAUCAGACAAGGAUACAGAAAUUGAAGUAGAGAAGAAAAUGGAAUUGUUUGAACAUGUGAAAGAUGAAAAAAAACAGAUAGAGCUGACUAGUCUACCAAAACGUAAACUGACGCUCACAGAAUAUCUAUAUCAGUUUCUUAAAGGUCAGCGGAAUAGCGAAAACGAUCCUGGUCGCAGGAAUAUCACAACUUCGGCUGCUCAAUGCCAGGACACAGAUGCGGACAAUUAUCGUUUAAGUAAGCGUAUAAUGAAGAAAUACAAGGUUAAUCCUAAAAAAUCAACCAAAAACGAGACUUUCAUUUCGCCGGAUGUGAAGAAGCGUGGCAUGGGCUCCGACGUACUCCAUAGGCAACGUAAAAGUUCUGAAACCAAUCCAACAAAGUUUCCUCUCGAUAUUCAAGGGAACCCUCGUCACACCGAACAGAAGACGACACCAAAGGCCAACAUGAGUAUUAUUUCCGAUACCGAUUGGAACGUGACCCCAAACCCGAGCCCAGACGACGUCUUAAUGGGUUCUAAAAAGGCAGAAAUAGAUAAAAACUUAGAUGAUCACAGUGUUGAUACGGCAAACAUGCCUGGUGGCUCUCCGCUCAAAUUCGAGGAAAAAAGUCUAAUUGAUAAACACGAUACAAGGAAGGAAACUAACAACAUUGAAAUUAAAGGUGGAUCCAGAUACUGCUUAAUGAAAUUGAAAGCCAUUAAGGGCAUUGGAAUAGACAACGAAAGUGGCAAGCGAAGAUUUAGUGCCUUGGGUCGACAGCUGAGCCAGAACAUAGUUUUUGCUUUUUUCAGAACUGACAAAAAUGCUAAGGACCGGUCUUAAGGAAUACCUUGCGACAACCAAUGAAAAAAGCCAUUAAACAAGCGAAAAAAACACAAAGACGAAGUCAAGCCUCUAAGCAAUUUAUGAUAUUUAAAUUUU